CGUGCUUAGACCGCGUGGCGUUGUUUGGUUCCGCCAUCUUCCUAGCUGUCAGUGAGCGGUGGAUGGGUGUUGGAAAUCAAAAUGAGCGAUGAGGAAAGAGAUGUGGAUAUAGAGAGUGAUGAGGACGACGAUGAAUUGGGGACAUCGUUUGGUUCCGGGCUUGCUGGCACAGAGUUUAUGUCACAGUCUGAGAAGCGUGCCCACCAUAAUGCCUUAGAAAGGAAAAGACGUGACCACAUAAAAGAGAGUUUUCAUAGCCUACGAGACUCAGUGCCAGCCCUGCAAGGAGAGAAAGUAAAUGUAUCUCGAGCCCAGAUCCUGAAGAAGGCUGCAGACUAUAUUCAAUUUAUGAGGAAGAAAAAUCAUGGCCACCAAGAAGAUAUUGAUGAUUUAAAGAAACAAAACUCAAUUCUAGAACAACAAAUUCGGGGAUUGGACAAAGCUAGGAGUACAGGACAAUUUGCCCAAUCGGGCACAGUUAGUUCGAAAAAUAGUGCACUGACAUUUGAUGGUGGAUCAGAGUCGGAAAGCUCUGCAGAAGGUGAACUAUCACAAGGCCGUCGGAAAAAGUUAAAAACUGAAUAGCAGGAUCACUUAUUAGGCUAUUUUGUUUUCUUUUGUCGUGACCAUCGGAUGGCAGGCCAUGUCGUAGGCAGACAGCUAGCGCAAGGAUGUGUUGCUGGUGUGCGGGAAAUCCAAAUGUGUAUGUAGUGUGGAGUGAAGCCGAACUAGGGUCUAAAUCAUACAGAAAUCAGGAAAAACUCUUUUAUAACUUUUUACUUGGUGAACAAUCGCAUUGCUGUAUUUGAUGAUCGACUCUAAUAUUUGUAGAGCAUUCCAUAUAUAAACUCAUAUUCUUACCAGAUCUCAACAUGGUUGAUAACAUAUUGGGAGCUGAUCUGGAUGGAACUCCUCUGUGUGAUCAGUUAAUACCAAGCUUAAUUCUUCAUAAAGCUUGAGGAGUUAAAAUCUUUAAAUCAAUUUUAAAGCUUGAGGAGUUAAAAUCUUAUCACUUUUAAUUGUCUAUUAAUAAUUAUGUUCCUGGAAAAGACAAGUUGGAUCAUAGUGCUCCUCUGAAACAGAAAUUUCUUUCCAUGGUGAAAAAUUUGAAAGCCAUCAGUUCGAAAGAAGUUCAGUUUAAAACUACUUCCUUCUAGUUAUAUUCAUAAUUCAAAGUGGCAGUAAAUAUCAAAUACCUCAUUUAAUUAGCUGAUAUAAUAACAGGGUUCUGUUUGUACAAUACCUGUCAGGUACAAACUGGCCUAUAACAGUAGCUUUCUGUUGAGUACAAACAGUGGCUUUGAAAUGUACCUGUCUGUCUAAUGAAAAGCAGGUUGCUAUAUUUCCUGGGCACUUAGAUUGUACUUUUCAUGGACACUACAUGUUGGCUGGCAUCAUUUGGUUUCCUACACCUACAGUUCCUCUGUUACUUGUAAAAGAUUUGUACGCAUGUAUUAUUAGUAAUGAUUGAUGCUGUACAUGUAUAUGUUGUAAGAGAAUUGAAACAUUUCAACAUCUCUACUGGUGCAAAUGUUAUUGGUGAUAAAAAGCCAUGGUUUUGAAUGUUGUACAAUAAAAGUAUAUGGUAGUUUUUCCUAUAUAUUUACUAUGCUUUAUACUUGGUAUUAGAUUCAGUGAUUCGGUUUCAACAGGAUACCCGAGUCAUUGAGAAUCUCGACUCUUACAACAAUAAUGAUUUUCUAUAAAGUGUGUAUCAUAUGUACAGGUCCACUAGCUUAACUUUUCAUUGUAAUCCAAGUCAUGUUGUGAAUCUUCUUAGGAUAAUCAGAGUAUGAUCUGUAAAGUUAGAAACACAGAUGAGAUUGGGUCUUUUAGCUUUAUUUAUAACAAUGUGUACCUGUUCAUGAGAAAUGUACAGGUGAAAUAUGUAAGUGUAUAUAGAAAAUAGUUAUUCUUUGUUGAAUUUGGCACAAACAUUUUUCAUCUGCAAAUCUGUUUUAACUGAAGGUAAUGAUUUUAGGAAAAAUGUGCUUUGUCAAUCCAAGACUUUCUAGUCCACAAGUCUGGCCCUGCUUUCAAGAAACUUUAUAUGAAUAUUUUUGGAUGAUUUGUUUUCUAACUGAAAUAUAAGACUUUAAGUCUCAAAAAUGGUUUUCAUGAAGUAUUUUGGAACUGGGGCACCAGUAUUCUGACUGUCCUUUUCCAUCUAUUAAGUCAAGCAAAUUGUGGUAUUGAUUGUAGCAGACUUUAGGUACUUUUGGAUUGAAGCACUUUUUAAAGAAAAUAGCCAGACAUAGAUUUAAAUAUUGAAAUCCUUUUUGCUUUAAAACAAAUUGAAAGGCCAUUAAGUUGGAUGACUAUGAAAUACGUGAGUACAUGUUAUUGUAAUAUUUUAGCUUAUUUUUUUUAUCUUGUUUCCAAAUUACCUACCAAACAUGAUGCAAAUAUUUAGAGGGAUUUAAAGAAGGGGAGAUUCUGAACUCUGUCUUUCUAAAAUGUCCUAUGUUUGGAAGUGUCGUUUCCCAGCUUUUUCUACUUCUGUGUAGCUGGCCGAGUCUUGUCGUUACCCAGUCUUGUUUAUAUGUGUCUGGGCUGACGAUGCACUUGACUUAGGUAGAUGUGAAUGUUGUACAAAUGAAAUAAUAAACAUGUAAAAUCAU
Molecule: messenger RNA, 2621 nt
Organism: Mizuhopecten yessoensis (Yesso scallop)
Lineage: Eukaryota; Metazoa; Mollusca; Bivalvia; Pectinida; Pectinidae
Product: protein max-like
Exons: 5
Coding region: 82-585 (167 amino acids)
Biological process (GO): positive regulation of transcription by RNA polymerase II
Cellular component (GO): RNA polymerase II transcription regulator complex
Molecular function (GO): DNA-binding transcription factor activity; protein dimerization activity
Source: RefSeq, a predicted model, not a curated record